Molecule: messenger RNA, 1584 nt
Organism: Mycena indigotica
Lineage: Eukaryota; Fungi; Basidiomycota; Agaricomycetes; Agaricales; Mycenaceae
Exons: 3
Coding region: 1-1584 (527 amino acids)
Molecular function (GO): protein binding
Source: RefSeq, a predicted model, not a curated record
AUGAAUCCAGUCCAAGCAUGUCGUCGCAGCAGCCGCCGACGGAUACGUGGCACAUGGCCGAGCUUCUUGCCUCACACCACCAUGAGCCUCCUCACCCUUGGCCCCGACGUCCUACUCUACGUCCUUCGCUUCGCAGACGUUUAUACGGUGGUACAAAUCAGAAUGGUCUGUCGCGCAUUGCACAGGCUAGCACAGUCGAAGCAACUCUGGAUCGCCCUCGUCUCGUCGUUGAAGCGGCGCGGGCUUGUUGCGCUCCCACCCGACGUAAUGCUGCAUCAAUACUCUACGCCCGAGCUCGUUGCCCUCGUCAAGCGUGUUGUUCUUGGUCCCCUUGUCUGGCAGUCUUCACCGUCGUCUCCAACUGCUCCGCCCACUGAGGAGUUCAUCCACCGUUUUGUUCUCCCCUUGACUCCUACUACAACAGGCGUGCCUUUGGAUGCUGAGCAUGACCUCUCGCGCGUGGAGGCGCUGCCUGGGGGGCGGCACGUGCUGAUUCAGCGAUUCCAUCGGCGACAAGAGCUUUGGGAUGUGUCUGGGGCGAAAUGUAUCUGGGCCCACAAGAUUGUCACAGCUACGGUAGCCCUGCCGGUCUAUGAAAGGGAGGAGGUUGUAUUAUGUAUGUUCGAGCAGGCGGCACCGGAGUCCUCCCUUACGGUUCUGGUCAUUGACCUCGCAACCAAUGCCGUCGAGCCGGCGCUCCAACUCUCCAUCCCGGCGCCUCUUGUUGCUGUCCGACCGCAUUUUGUGCUCUCGGCUUAUGCACCGCUCGUCGCGCUGGAGGCAAACUUCAUCCAACAACAGAGCGUGCAACGGGCGCUCGUUCUCAUCAAUAUGGAGGCAGGGCAGUUCUGUUUGCUGAGGGGCAAUUUUUUCGCCAGGACCGUGCAGUUUCUUCCUGGCCACGUAGUCGUGCUUGCUGACCCAGAUGAAGAUGCCGACAGCCGGACCCAAAUCCACCUGAUUUUCUAUGCGCUCGCGAAGCUUCCUGCGGACCUGUGGCGACCGCUAGCUGAUCUCGCUUCCCUUACUACCGCUAGCCUUCCAGCGGAUGAUAUGACCCAGUCACCUGCGCCGCUGCAUGCAUUGACGCAAACAUUCUUCUACGCAACCGACCGGCGCCUAGUGGAAAAGCAGCUUGAACUCGCCGUCCAUGCCUCCGUCUUGCAUAGCAACGCGUACCUCCUCUCGUGGUACUGCGGUAUGGACUACAUGGCCACCGCCGAGGAUGGCACGCGCGAUCCCGAAUACACAUUUGCGCGAUUCCACUUCCGGCCGGCCCGGGAUGACGAACCCCAUGUCACCCCCCUCACCCACAUCACGCGGCGCUGCACCCCGCACAGGUUUGUCCGGCGCGGCUUCGCCGGAUCCACCGGGAAAAGCCUGACAUACGCCGGAUUUGCGCGUCGCAUCCACAACCCGUAUUCCGCGGGCGGGUUUGACGGCCCACUACACUCGCUGGCGCCGUUCUCCGACCGCACAAUUCACGCCGUCAGGCUGAAAAAGCUCGUGCUGGAGCCGUAUACCCCGGUCAUUGUCGCAUGGUGGGAGGGGCAAUCAAAACUUGAUGUGGGAUACCUGGCGUGA